AUGUUACCUGGAAAACUAGCUUUUGUGACCGGAGCCGGAGGAGGUAUUGGUCGAGCGAUUUGUCGUGUGAUGGCUCGAGAAGGCGCUACUGUCGUAGCAGCAGACCUUAACAUAAAAAAUGUACAGACCACUGUUGAAGAGCUCACAGGCGAUGGUCACAAAAGUUAUCAACUGGACGUAUCCGAUGUUGAAUCUGUCUCAAGAGUAUUACGUCAAGUGUUUACGGAUUAUUCUGCACCACCGACUGUUGUGGUCAACGCUGCAGGAAUCACAAGAGACAAUUUCAUGUUGAAAAUGUCUGUGCAAGAUUUUGAAAGCGUAUUUAAUGUUAAUGUUAAGGGAACUUUUCUUAUCACCCAAACCAUUUGUAAAGAACUUGUGGAGAGAAAUUUAUCUGGUUCUAUAGUGAAUAUUGGAAGUAUAGUCGCACAACGUGGUAAUAAAGGACAGUGUAAUUACUCAGCUAGCAAGGCUGCCGUUGAAAUCUUCAGUAAAACAGUUGCAUUAGAAAUGGCACGACACAACAUCAGAUGUAACACUGUGUUGCCAGGAUUUACAGUCUCUCCUAUGACUGAUGUGAUACCUGAGAACAUAAAAGAAUUUUUUAAAACAGUCAUUCCCAUGAAGAGAUUUGCUGAUACUGAAGAAAUAGCUGAAGUAGUAACAUUUUUGGCGUCUGAAAAAAGUUCUUACAUUACUGGUACAUCAAUUCCAGUUAGUGGCGGUUAUUAAUAAUAAAAUUAUAAAUUUUAUAAGCUACAAAGCUUAUAUAAGGGACAAAAUUUUGGUAAAAAAAAUUUUUUUGUUAUAAGAUAUUUGUUAUGUUUGCAGUAGUUUGCUGAUUAUAUAUUAAUACUGGAUAGUCUAUAUUUUUCAUUAUUUUUU
Messenger RNA from Melanaphis sacchari, 885 nucleotides. RefSeq names its product estradiol 17-beta-dehydrogenase 8. The transcript has 6 exons. Gene Ontology annotation, molecular function: oxidoreductase activity, acting on the CH-OH group of donors, NAD or NADP as acceptor. Lineage: Eukaryota; Metazoa; Arthropoda; Insecta; Hemiptera; Aphididae. The record is from RefSeq and is a predicted model, not a curated record. Bases 1 to 732 code for a protein of 243 amino acids.